AUGUUUUCUAGAACCGCAUGCUUAUCCCUCUUAUCACUUCUCCCAGCUAUCUCAGCCCAAUACACAGCUACUUACUAUGUUGGUGCAUUACCUGAUUCUUCAGAAGAAGGUCAAUCGGGAACAAACGCAUGUGGAACCACGUCUUCUCAAGAUUCAAAAUGUCAAAAUGUAUACAUCAACGCUGUGGACGAUUUCUGUCUUUGGGGUCCACCAGAUACUCAUUCUGAAGAAGGUGAUGGUACUUCUAAGAUUGGAAAUGUGGAACAAAUCGUAGUUUCAUAUUGCCUUAAGGAUGGUUAUGGUACUAGACUUAUCCCUCAAGGUACUAUAUCAGGAGCUCAUUUCGUCAAAGUUCAAUCGGACAAAGUAUCCUAUGUUCAAGUGACCGGUAAUGGAGAUUUGACCAAACUACUCAUUCCUGCUGGUGAUGAGGGUGGUGAACUCGAUCCUCACUCUUGGACCGGUUUAGGUAACCCUCAAGGUGGUUUGGUAUUCUCCAAUGCUUUCUCAGGAAGUUACGAGCAAACUCACGAAUGGACAAGUUUCAUGUCGUCAAACGAGUUCUGUAUUCGAGCUUGUCGAGAUGGACCUAAUGCCGCUGCGUACUGUCAGCACAUCUACGACGUGCUGUCAUGUUCAUUCACUAUUCCCGGUGACAUGGGAGAUGGUUACGACGAAUGUUUAGGUGAACCUACCGAUGAAGCUCCAGGUGUAUACAAUGGUGUAACGUUCCAUCAAGAUGAUCCUACCACGCCAGCACCUCAUCCCGCUGGUGCUACUUCCCAAUGCACACCAUACAACACCAUCGGAGGCGGAAGUGCCAAUCUUAACGCUGUUACUCAGUUGGCUUCUGCACCCGCAUCAACAUCUGCUUCUGCUUCGAUGACAGGAUCAGCCUCAGCCUCAACAUCCACAUCAGCAUCAGCAUCAUCAUCCAAUUCUUCUUCCAUCAUUUCCUCGAGCUCAGCUUCCAAUUCCUCUUCCGCAGCCUCAUCCUCAGCUUCAGCCUCUUCCACUUCCAGCUCGAUAAGCUCAGCCAGAUCAACCAUCACCUCAUCAGCUACCUCCAGAGCAGCUACGAAUGCAGCCGCAGCUAGUGCCUCCGCUUCCGCUUCUUCCGUAAAUUCAGGAGCAGAAAAAAUAGUCAUCCCAUCUGUUGCUAUAGCAGCUAUUCUAGGAGCUGUCGUCCUUCUCUUUUAG
Messenger RNA from Kwoniella shivajii, 1200 nucleotides. RefSeq lists its product as uncharacterized. NCBI's taxonomy places the organism in Eukaryota, Fungi, Basidiomycota, Tremellomycetes, Tremellales, Cryptococcaceae. The transcript has 5 exons. The record is from RefSeq and is a predicted model, not a curated record. The coding region runs from base 1 to 1200 and encodes 399 amino acids.